AUGGUUUGGUCUGAGACUAGGAUCGAAUCCGCCGUGUUAGCAGAAGUCUCGAGCAAUAUGACCGUGACACCGGCCACCCUUAUUAAGGUCUAUUUCUCUCAAACCUCAGUCUCCGAUAUGGCACCUGUCGUUCUUUUCGUUCCAGGCUUCUGGGAAGGCCCCUCCGUUUUCAAUAAAGUAACUUCUCUCCUCGAAGCAGAUGGAAUCGCGACGGAAGUAGCAGAGCUUCCCAGCACGGGGAAAAUCUCACCCGGCAACCCUACUAUGAGAGAUGAUAUUUCAGCGGUGUGGAUUCGUAUCAAGACAAUUCUUGAGGGUGGAAACAACAUUAUCCUAGUCCUGCACUCAGCCGGUGGAUUCAUUGGCAGCGAAGCAAUUGAAGGUUUGGAUAAGCGGUCUCGCAGAGAUAAGCAUGGUGUAGUUGGUAUCGUUUUCCUUGCAAGAGCCGUUUUUCCAGAGGGCUAUGAACAUCAGCCUCUGCCUUUUGCUGUUGUUGAGCCGGAGGUCCUCCUUUUCGGCGACUUGCCAGAAGAUGAAAAGGCUCAAUGGCUCGCAGUCCUUAAACCACAACCAGCCCAGGGCUGGGAUGACACGGUCCGUUAUACGGGUUGGAAGGAUGUGCCCAGUACCUACCUGAUAUGUGAGAGGGAUAAUGCUGUGCCAGUCCCGCUUCAGGAGCAACUGGCUGGUCUUGCCGGAACAUACGAAAAGGGAAUCGCGCGAUUCGGCGUGAGUAAUGAUGGGUCGUCUCAGAAUCAGCUUGAUGAGGCAGUCAGAAGGCGUCUUCAAGAGCUAAAGGAUGUCAAAUUGAAAUUUGUUAUUUCGGGAAGAGAGAUCAUCGUGCGCGAGCAGGUUUCUCGAGCUUUUCACGUUCUCAUAUCUGCGAAAGAUCUCAUCUCCGCAGCCAUUUCGUCUGAUCCACAUGCGUCAUUGGCAUGGGCGGGAGUCUUGAUCCUUCUUGAUCCUAUCGCCAAGUCAACUACCCAAGAUGACGAUGCAAUGGAUGGACUAGAAAAGAUCUCGCAUCUGAUGAUCCGAUAUAGAAUCUUGGAGUCUACCCCUGCGACGGCCCCGGCUGGAAACUCAACAACGCCCUGGGAGGAGCUGGAGGCAUCAAUCAAAGCUCAGAUUAUCCACCUCUACACGGAAAUUCUGAAGUAUCAGAUGCAGUUGGCUGGCCACCUCUCAAAGUCAGGUCUUUUUCGGUUUUUUGAUGAUCUCACUGGUUCGGAUGACUGGAAGGGAAUGAUUCAAGGAAUGAAGGACAUUAAUGAGGGCAUAAAUAAUAGUUUGAGAAGCUUGAGCGCUCAUUCGCUCAAGAGUAUCGAACUUCAGGUGGAAAAGAUAGAUCGUGGUAUGGACGAUCUGACAAAAACAAUGAAGGAGACUAAAGAAGAAUUGACGGUUAGCUGA
This is a messenger RNA of Penicillium malachiteum, 1413 nucleotides long. RefSeq lists its product as uncharacterized. The coding region runs from base 1 to 1413 and encodes 470 amino acids. The record is from RefSeq and is a predicted model, not a curated record. The transcript has 3 exons. NCBI's taxonomy places the organism in Eukaryota, Fungi, Ascomycota, Eurotiomycetes, Eurotiales, Aspergillaceae.